CCACUUCAUUUUAACAUUUCCUCAUUAAAUGUUUAAAUCAUAAACAUUUAAAGAUUUUGAUAUUAGACGUCAUGUACAUGACUUAAAUAUUAUACAGUCCAUACGAUAAUACAUUAAUUUUUGUUGGCCAAAACGAUUCAUGACAACAGCACUGCAGUUAACCGAACGGGAUCAAGACUUUAUUUACUCAUAUCAUAACUACUCCACAGUCUCCACUAGUAAUAGUAUAUGUAACGAUCGCGCUUUCGUUGUUGUUGUCGGACAUAGCCGAUAUUUCGACUAAUGGUGAGUAAAUUUAUUCUCUGGAAGUUUGUCGAUGUGUUGGAGAUGGAUGACUAUGUUCACGCUGCCGAGUUGACAAUUAAAAGUCUCCACCACUGUUAAGACCACGUCAUAGACAGCAACACCAAUUAGAACACUCUUCACUUUUUUAUCACAAUGUUUUUCAGAGUCAGACAUCAGAAAAUGGUACAUGCAUACAUACUUGUAAUUAUAGUAUUAUGCAUGUUAGUUGUAUUGGGCUCAAUGGUAAUCUAUCACAUAUUGUCACAUGAACAGAAUUUUCAAAUUCAAGCAGCUGUAGCUAAGUUUGUAAAUGGCGAUGAUAAUUUCCAGCAUAUUGAUUCAUCUGCUUCACAUUAUCACCAAAAUUCUAUCACGAUUUUAGAGGAACAAAAGCCUCUGGUAAUUUACAAUAGAGUGCCGAAGACCGGAUCCACAAGUUUUGUCAAUGUAGCCUAUGACUUGCAUUCCCAUAAUGCAUUUCGAGUUCUUCAUGUUAAUGUUACGGGCAACUCACAUUUGCUUUCCGUCUACGAUCAGUUUCGUUUUAUUGAAAAUACCACACGUUGGGCAAGGCCUGCAUUUUAUCAUGGCCAUUUUGCGUACAUUGAUUUUGAAAAAUAUGGGUACAAGAAGCCAUAUUAUGUUCAAUUGUUACGCAGACCUUUGGACAGGUUAGUUUCAUACUAUUAUUUCUUACGGUAUGGUGAUGAUUAUAGACCACAUCUAGUGCGUAAGAAGCAUAUGGAUUCAUCAACAACUUUUGAUGAGUGCGUUGAGCGAGGAGGGUCUGAUUGCCAAGCAAAUCUUUUGUGGUUGCAAAUUCCUUUCUUAUGUGGCCAAUCAGCUGACUGCUGGAUUCCGGGAAGUGAGUGGGCAUUACAACAGGCCAAACGUAAUGUUCUUGAAAAAUAUACUUUAGUUGGAAUCACCGAACAAAUGGAAGAAUAUUUACAGAUGCUUGAAUUUUUGAUUCCUGGUGGGAUGUUUCGCAAUGCUUCUGAACAUUUUAAACACAGCUCUAAGUCACAUCUAAGAAAGACUGUCAAGAAACAUCCUGUCUCUCGAAAGACCGUACAAAAAUUUCACGAAUCUACAGUGUGGCAAAUGGAAAAUGAACUGUAUGCAUUUGUUACUAGAGAGUUUGCUUUUGCAUAUGCUAAACAGUUUCCAAAUGUUUCAUCAGGAAAUUCUGGUACUAUGAAAAAGCAUUUUAAAACUAACAAUUUACCUCCACCUAGUUUCCGUUAUGAAAAAAUAUAUCCAAAACCAUCACACCAGAAAAAGAAAAAAACCACUGCCCGUGUAUAAUUUUAUUAUU
This is a messenger RNA of Melanaphis sacchari, 1603 nucleotides long. It is a transcript of the gene Hs2st, whose product is annotated as heparin sulfate O-sulfotransferase. The transcript has 8 exons. Lineage: Eukaryota; Metazoa; Arthropoda; Insecta; Hemiptera; Aphididae. The record is from RefSeq and is a predicted model, not a curated record. Gene Ontology annotation, cellular component: membrane. Gene Ontology annotation, molecular function: heparan sulfate 2-sulfotransferase activity. The coding region runs from base 439 to 1593 and encodes 384 amino acids.